Molecule: messenger RNA, 1355 nt
Organism: Oncorhynchus nerka (sockeye salmon)
Lineage: Eukaryota; Metazoa; Chordata; Actinopteri; Salmoniformes; Salmonidae
Gene: tbx19
Product: T-box transcription factor 19
Exons: 8
Coding region: 81-1295 (404 amino acids)
Biological process (GO): cell fate specification; regulation of transcription by RNA polymerase II; heart morphogenesis
Cellular component (GO): nucleus
Molecular function (GO): RNA polymerase II cis-regulatory region sequence-specific DNA binding; DNA-binding transcription factor activity, RNA polymerase II-specific
Source: RefSeq, a predicted model, not a curated record
UUUACCUAAUUUUAAACUUUCUUUGGAGAAAACAUCAGUCUUAUUUGAGAGGUAGCCUUUAACCUCGUUGAGGUCCCCAAAUGAAGGUUGAGGGUUUAGCUGAAGGCAGGGCUGGGGGUAACCCCUGCCCUGGUCCUGCCAGCCAGUGCUGUAUCUCGCGACUACUAAGCGUGGUGGAGAGCGAGUUGCAAGCGGGGCGCGAGAAGGGGGACCCCACGGAGAAGCAGCUGAAGGUGACGCUCGAGGAAGCGGAACUGUGGCGGAAGUUUAAGGAAGUCACCAAUGAGAUGAUAGUCACCAAGAGCGGCAGGAGAAUGUUUCCGGUGCUGAAAGUGAGUGUAUCGGGUCUGGACCCCAACGCCAUGUACUCCUUCCUGCUGGACUUCCAGCCAGCUGACAGCCACCGCUGGAAGUACGUUAACGGGGAGUGGGUUACAGCCGGUAAACCGGAGCCUGCCGGUAAUGGUUGUGUGUACAUCCAUCCCGACUCACCCAACUUCGGAGCCCACUGGAUGAAGGCACCUGUCUCCUUCAGCAAGGUCAAACUCACCAACAAGCUCAACGGAGGUGGACAGAUCAUGUUGAACUCUCUCCAUAAGUAUGAACCUCAGCUCCACAUUGUGAGAGUGGGCGGAAGCCACCGAAUGGUUACUAACGUCUCUUUCAGCGACACACAGUUCAUCGCUGUCACUGCCUACCAGAAUGAAGAGAUCACCGCUCUGAAGAUCAAAUACAACCCGUUCGCUAAGGCUUUCCUGGAUGCCAAAGAGAGGAACCACCCGAACAGUCCAUUGGAGUCCUCAUUUGAUAGCCAUAUGGGAAUUCAACACUGUGGCUGGUUUCUGUCUAACCCAGACUCGCUGUGUUCAGGUGGGGGUCCUAGCUUCCCCUAUAGCGGGGGACUGCCUCUCGCCCCCCCUCAUGGGUACAAGCACUACCCCCCCAGGCCUGCUCCCUACCCCCCCUCCUACCUGCCGCACCGCACGCACCCUUCUGUCUCUCUGUCUGAGGGGCUACAGGUGUUGUCUGGGGGUCCUGAUGGCUGGUCCAGUGUCUCCUCCCCCGGCCCCUCCUCCUCAGCCCUACCCGUGACCACACCCUCCUCACCCCCGUCCACCAAUAGCAGCAGUCAGUACCCUUGUUUGUGGACGGUCGGGCGUACAGACGGGAGUCCUGCCUCUUCUCCCUGCGCCCAGCUUCACGGACCAAUCAACAGCGAGAGCCACCCACAGCCACCCAAUCACGUCCGGCUGGGCGGGCCCGGUUGGCCACCUGUCUCCAGCCAUUCCUUCUAACAAACUAUGUGAUUGGUCGAUGCCCACAUGGGCAUGAUCAGUACUGCCCUGGGACCCGGC